Molecule: messenger RNA, 1514 nt
Organism: Emericellopsis atlantica
Lineage: Eukaryota; Fungi; Ascomycota; Sordariomycetes; Hypocreales; Bionectriaceae
Product: ribonuclease H-like domain-containing protein
Exons: 2
Coding region: 92-1021 (309 amino acids)
Biological process (GO): nucleobase-containing compound metabolic process
Molecular function (GO): nucleic acid binding; 3'-5' exonuclease activity
Source: RefSeq, a predicted model, not a curated record
AGUUACACGGGCGCCAACCAACGGCCAAUCAUAGUUCCUCAUCCUCAACUCCUUGCCGGUGAGCAUACGACUGAAUGAAACCCUGCACACCAUGGGAGAGUUCAAGACAGAGAUCAUCAACACUACGAAACAAAUCGGCGAUCUAGUCGACUUGCUCAUCCUCCUCCAUGUGCCACCGAAACCGCACGAGUCAACAAUGUAUAUCGAUCUCGAAGGUGUGAACCUCUGCCGUGAAGGCACAUUGUCCAUCUUUACACUUCUUAUCGAUACGGGCACCCCGACGUCAAGCGUCUACUUGAUCGAUGUAUUUUCCCUCGGCGUGGAAACAUUCGAAACCACCGGUGCCAAGGGCCAGACGCUGAAAGAUAUUCUUCAAGACGAGAACAUCCCAAAAGUCUUCUUUGACGUCCGCAACGACUCAGACGUCUUGUAUGCACAUUUUGGCGUGGCACUGGAAGGAGUACAGGAUGUCCAGCUUAUGGAGAGCGCUGCGAGGAAGACUGCGCGUUCUAGAAAGCAUCUGAACAGCCUAGCCAAGUGUGUUGAGCAAUAUGCGCCAGACAGGAGAGGUCUCGCCAGCUGGAGGCUGGCGAAGGAGAAAGGGGCAAAACUGUUCAAUCCGAAGAAUGGCGGCUCCUUUACAGUUUUUGAACAACGACCAAUUCCUAGUGAGAUUAUUUCUUACUGCGCCGGCGAUGUUCAGUAUCUUCCCAAGCUGUGGAAAAGGUUUGAAGCAACUGCCAACAUGCAGCAGGACUUGGUGAACAAAGAGACCAGGGAGCGCAUUUUGGCUUCUCAGAAACCUGAGUAUAAACCCAAUGGCCCUAAUCGGACGUUAGCACCGUGGAGCGAGGACCAGAACAGAACUCUGGACAGGUGGCAUGGGCCUGGUCCUCGUGCCCACUUCGAUGAUGAAAACGCCUGGGGUCUCGAUGAUGACGAAAUGUGGGAGUACAACCAUGCCGAAGGCUGGGAUUUUGAUAAAUUCUUACGAGAGUUUGUCGAACGCUAUAGACGCUAGUCCGACAAACUGUAGAGAAAUCAUUCCCGACUGGGAUCUCCACCUCUACUACUCCGACUAGUCGUGGCGCAAUAUUCAUCAAUGCUAGCCAACAUCAGUCCCUUGAGAAAGAGUUCAAAACAUGAAGGUCCGUCAUUGCUUGUUCGUAACUAGAAAAGGGUUCUACAGAAACUACGAAUUAUUUAGGCUAUCCUGAUCCCGCCUACUUCUGCGUCCCCAUACCUCCGAGCAGAUUGGGACCUUAUGGAGGUGACCCUUGCACUCCAGUGCUUGGUGGACGCGACAAAGACAGAAUCAUGACGGCUACAUUCUCAAAUGAGCCCUUCGCUUUGUCCAUUCGCUUCGUAGAUGCAACGUGCUGCAUAUGCAGGUUCGACAGGGGCCGAGAGAUGAAGCUGACAGCAAGUGGAGACGGUGAAAAAUGGCCGAUCUGGAAUCUGGUUCUGGCUCGUUGAACUGCCUCUGAUUCGCUGUUCUUCCCAGGAUAGCAAGA